UAGGCACUAAAACAAUAGACAAGGAUUAGAAAACGAAACGACGACGUAGCAGUGACUGAACGUGAAUAAUUUCCUCCAAACGUACACACAACACAACACAAGAACAACGCAGAAGCCUUCCAUUCCACUAUUCAAAGCUCCAAAAACCCUAAACCCUUGCAGACCAGGGCCUUGGGCUUGGUAUUUUGGCGGGAAAAUUCCACCGCAGCUUUACCAUUCUCAUGCAAUCCUUUCUCCACCCACCUUCCAAUUUUAACCAUCUUCCUUAUCCAUGGACGACAAUUCAACAGCCCCAAUUGAAAACCCAGAUAUUCGUUCCUCCCAAAACCUGCUUAAGAAUCCUCACAAUAGCCAGCUCUUUGAGAACUUCCAUAGAUUACGGUUGCGAACCAGAGGAAAGCGUCAGCAGAGAAUCGGGUCGGCUUCCGGUGGCCAUUCACAGCUCAGGUAGUGUUUCUAGGUACUUAUGGGAUGGGAAUAAUUUGCAGUUGGUCGGUGUUGACGGUGGUUCUACGUCCUUCUCCUUUGACUUUGACGAUGGACUUCGUAACUUGGGUAGAGUUUGUAGUUUGGCCAUUCGGGAUUUCUUGAUUCCGAAAAAAGUUAGUAAAAAUUAUAUAGAAUAUGUCAAAUGGAAGUGCUUGCACCGCAUUUUCAGCUCAGCCCUCCAGGUUCUUGCCACUCAGGCAAUGUUUCGGGCCAUUGGAAUUGGGUACUCUCGCUCAUUGCCAUCAGCUGCUGCUUUGAAUUGGGUCCUGAAAGAUGGACUUGGACGACUUAGUAGAUGCAUCUACACUGCUAGCCUAGCAUCUGCUUUCGAUACCAAUUUGAAGAGGGUUAGGUUCUCCACUUCUGUUCUCUUCACUUUAGGUAUUGGAGUUGAGUUGCUGACUCCUUUAUUUCCGAAGUACUUCUUGCUUCUUGCAUCUAUAGCCAACAUUGCCAAACAAAUAAGUCUGGCUUGCGUAUUAGCUACUGGUUCUGCUGUUCAUCGAAGCUUUGCAUUAGCAGAUAACCUAGGUGAAGUUUCUGCAAAAUCACAGAUCCAAACUGUGUGCUUUGAUAACCUUGGCCUUCUGCUUGCUGCAUUCUUGAACGUGUUGUUCAAGAACAAUCAAAGAUUGCAAGCAGGUUUGCCCUUUAUUGUAUACCCAAUAUUCUCGGCGAUUGACCUUUUCGGAAUUUAUCAAGAGCUUAAGCAUGUCCAUCUGCAAACCUUAACCAAGGAUAGGCUUGAGGUUAUACUAAAUACGUGGGUUGAAUCAGGAUAUGUGCCUUCACCUGCAGAAGUGAGUAAACUGGAAGGGAUUGAUUUCCCGUGGACCAAAGGUAAAGAUCUGUGGCCCAUCAGAAUUGGGUGCCUAAAUCCCAAGGACCACUUUUCAAAAAUGUCAAUGGUGGCAAUGCAAUCUUUGAGUAGUGCAGAGUAUUACUUCAUAUCGAUGGAGACCUUUCACUCUAGAAUGCCAAGAAGAGUGCAGCAAGGUAUUAUUAUUUGUUUGCGAGAGGGAGCUACCACUGGCAAUGUUAUCAUGGGUUUGUUACAGGCAUGCUAUAUACGCAAAGCCCUUCACUUGAACAAGAGUAGAUGGGAGAAAAUCUUAGAAGCUAGUGAUUUACCCGAAUCAGUUCUUAAUGAAUGGUUAAAACUGCUCAAGGAGUGCAAGGUGCGCGCUCAAGAUGAUUUGUGCUUGCUAAACGCACAGAUGAAGGGAUUGGGAUGGACUAUGAAGAACAUUUUAUUGAGUACACAGGAACAGAAUCGAUACAGUUUCAUAGAUGACUAAAGAUGCAUUUUACUUGCUGGGGUUUUGCUGGGUUCUCUUUUGUAGUGAAGGAGAAUUUUGGGGAUAACCUUGUGUCAAAAGCUAACCAUUCUUUUUAACUUAACCUGUAUUGUGUAAUUUCACUUGUUAAAAGCCUCAAAGAACGCGAUUACAAUUUCUAUGUAUCAUAUUUACAUCAAAUAUAUAUACAAUAAUUUUUUCUUA
Humulus lupulus (European hop) is the source of this 1991-nucleotide messenger RNA. Its product is annotated as protein root UVB sensitive 4. The record is from RefSeq and is a predicted model, not a curated record. Bases 222 to 1787 code for a protein of 521 amino acids. The transcript is spliced from 10 exons. Lineage: Eukaryota; Viridiplantae; Streptophyta; Magnoliopsida; Rosales; Cannabaceae.